Molecule: messenger RNA, 1381 nt
Organism: Macadamia integrifolia
Lineage: Eukaryota; Viridiplantae; Streptophyta; Magnoliopsida; Proteales; Proteaceae
Product: transcription factor bHLH120-like
Exons: 3
Coding region: 212-967 (251 amino acids)
Biological process (GO): regulation of transcription by RNA polymerase II
Cellular component (GO): RNA polymerase II transcription regulator complex
Molecular function (GO): RNA polymerase II transcription regulatory region sequence-specific DNA binding; protein dimerization activity; DNA-binding transcription factor activity, RNA polymerase II-specific
Source: RefSeq, a predicted model, not a curated record
AGGGGUAGGUUGGAAUGAGGGCAACGGAGUUGGGGUUUUCUCACCUUGUCUAGAUCACAGAAGAUCUUGACAAUAAGCCCUCUAGUAGCACAAUUAGAGAGAUAUUGUACCCUAACGUAUCUCCUUAAUCCUUCCUCCUCCACUCCUCCACUCCUCCACUCAUCCAUGUCUCCCACCUAGAGAGAGAGAGAGAGAGAGCGAGAGCUGAAAGAUGGAUGAGAGAUCCCAAGGCAUGGAUUUUAUUCCUUCAGAUCAUCUAAUCUUACCUUUACAACAAAUCGAUGAGCUGUUCUUCCAGCAGGUUUCUUCUAGUUCUGGUCAGCAACACACAGACCCACAACAAUAUACACUGCCCUUUGCUCCUUUACAAGAUUGCACUGAUCAUCUACCCCUCAAACUUGAUAUACCCAGAGGAGGAAGGCGUUCCAUGGUUCCCAACUCUUGUGAUAAUGAGAAAAAGACAGUACACAGAGAUGGGGAGAGGCAAAGAAGGCAAGAAAUGGCUGGCCUCUAUGCAUCACUUCGAUCACAACUUCCUAUAGAAUAUAUCAAGGGAAAGCGCUCUAUAUCUGAUCACAUGAAUGAGGCUACCAAUUACAUAAAAGACCUAGGGAAGAGAAUCGAAGAGCUUAGUGACAAGAGGGAUAGGCUCAGAAAGAUGCCCAAUUCAGGCCCUCCGGACAUCGUCUCCCGCAAUUGUACGCCGACGGACGCCGUUACAGUCCAGCCUUAUUGGGGUGGAGUGGAGGUUGUUAUCAGCAGUGGGUUAAGGAAUGAAGAUUUUCCAUUGUCGAGGGUGCUCACAGUGCUGGUUGAUCUAGGGUUUACUAUAGUUAGCUGUGUCUCUACUACAGUGAAUGAGAAAUCACUUCACACUAUACUCUCUGAGGUCAGUGAUGUGAGAAGCAUGGAUCUAUCCGAACUGCAACAGAAGCUGACUGAUUUUAUUGCAUCAUCCUCAAGUUAGGGUUUCGUUGGACAAAUUUUCCUACACUGCCAUGAUAUGACCAUUGAUCAAUCGAUCGAUACAAACCUGGGUUUUCCUUAAAAUAAUCUCUCAUUUUUUUUUUAUAUGAAAUUGAAGGGUGUUUUUGUUGGUGGACAUUUGUGUUUCACCAUUCUCACCUCCAUCAGAUCAAACUCUGAAUGUCAGAAGUGUUUGGUAGUUUGUAGUCCUUCUUGUACAUAGCUUCCUUCUAAUGAUUGAACAUUUUGGAUAAGAAAUGCAAAUCCACAUUGGGCCUUGGAUUUUUUUAUACAGUUUUAGGUUUAUCAUGUUUAGUUUUUGUCCCAUAUAUGAUCAAAUUAUAGGAGUUUCCAUACUUCUAUAUUGAAGAACGUGGCCAUACUACUGAGGAUGUAUAGCAUUUUGUGUUUGUCA